Molecule: messenger RNA, 6758 nt
Organism: Coregonus sp. 'balchen'
Lineage: Eukaryota; Metazoa; Chordata; Actinopteri; Salmoniformes; Salmonidae
Source: the annotation of a GenBank genome assembly
AUAUCAUAACAUUUCCGCUUUUCCAGGAUUUCCAUUUACAACCAGUCCUGAGCUGUCACAUCUAAAGUAGACACGAGUAAGUACCAUUCUCUUCUUUCAUUAAACGUUAGUGAGGUAGCUAGCUAGCUAUUGUGGUGGCUUUAAGUGCAUUGUUAAUCGUCAGGGAAAAUAGUGUCCUCAAUGCUGAGUGAAUUGUUAUUGUUAGCUCAAUGGAGAUUGCUUUCGACAUCAGCUAGAUACGAUUAGCUAGCUAGCUAACCAGCACUACUGGGGCUGCAGACUUGUGACACUCACGUUAGGUAGUUAGUAGUCUAAUGCAUGGGGAAUAAAAGUUAAAGAAUAGGCCGAUUUCCUUCAAAAUAUCAGCAGGUUUCAUGCAGUAGCACUAUAACACACACACAUGCCUAGCUAGCUAGUAACCUUUGGCAGUUGGGUUUAGAAGGGUACUCAGUUUCAAUAACUGCAUAAAUGAGCCUAGUGCCUGGCACACUGCUUGUUACUUAGCUCAGGGGUAGGCAACCCUGUUCCUGGAGUACUGCAGGAUUUAGUUCCAACUAGGCACCACACCAGACCAACUGAGCUAAUUGAUCAGUUCAAUGAUUGCCUAAAUUCAAAACACCUGGUCUUCCAGUCGGUUAAAUCAACAACAUGAAGUGCCUAUGGCACUCCAGGACCAGGGUUGCCUACCCCUGCUGUAGCUACUUAAUUUCAGGUGUGUGAGAGUGUGUCAUUGAUAUAGGUGUGUGUAAGGACAGGUAGUCUAUAAGUGCUUAAAGGUGUGCUUUAGCCCAUGUAAUGGUGACAGUGCAAAUACUGUCCUUUCCCCUACUACAGGUAGAGGGUUGUGUUGAUUCAUUGAAUUGACUAUUGUUGACUAAUGUGAGUGAUCAUAUGGGUCUAAACGUCUUGAGGGUACAUAUUAUAUAUUUUUUUAUCUCGGAGCUGUACACUUUUGUAUCUCUCCUUCCAUCAGCAAUGUCGGGAAAUCCAGCAGUGGUGAUGCGUUUGGUUGCUUCGGCUUACGCAGUGGCAGAGAAGGCAGGAGCCAUCAUAAGGAGGGUUCUUCACAGCGGAGAGCUGGGAAUCGUGGAAAAGGUAGGACUGACUGAACAGAGAGUGGGGCAAAGUGCUGAAUUGAGGGAAAUUGAUGGGACAGUGAAAUGGAGCCUGAAUGUUGUGUUUAUAAAUGAUCUCUCUUUCUCAUGUGGACAGACAGGGGCUAACGAUCUACAGACACUGGCAGACAGGCUAGUCCAGCAGAGCAUAUGUGCCUCCCUAUCGAAAAGCUUCCCCAAAAUCACCAUCAUCGGAGAGGAGGUGGGUGUGUGCAACGUCAGGUAUUGACGUUGAGGUUUGCACUAUUGUCUGGGGCAAGUGAACUGAGCAGUCGGGCAAGUUGAGUCUGCUCUUACGCCCAGGUUUCGUUUAAAUGAAUUGGAGCGUCUCACGUUCUGCAAAAGUUAUGCGUCCGAUGUAGCAGGCCAGUAAAACAGAUUUUAAUGCGUUGUUUAAUGAAGUGUCCGGCAAGUUAUCGCAAUUUUGUGUGUAAACAAAUUACUUUUUAAAAAUUCAGGCAUGUGACUAAUCUUUGGGCAACCAAAAAAUACUGCUGACUUGUCUGAUGGGCAAGUGCCUUUCAGACCUUAAUGUAAAUCCCUGCAACUUGCAUGAAUAUGAUAUGUCCUAAUGUUACUGACCAAUGUUUUUUGAUGUAAAGAUUAGAGUACACAACACAUUGCACAACAUCCCUGUCUUAACAGUGAACAUCUCUCACACAUCAGGAUCUGCCAGAGGAGGCUGUCAAAGAGGACCUGAUUGAGAGCGGUCAGUCUGAAGAAAUUUUACAAAAGUCCUGUCCAUUGGAAUACAGUGCCCUGACAGAGGAGGAGGUGAGACACAGGGACUUUAGAGCUGAAACCGAAACCUACUGUACUGAUUUUGAUCAUUUUCUGUGUACUGACUUCUUAUUCCACCUGUGUUUCUGUGUUUGACUGUCCCUGUGUCUGAAUUUUAGCUGGUUGUGUGGGUCGACCCCCUUGAUGGCACUAAAGAAUACACUGAAGGUAAACAAACUUACUACGGUGUUAUUAUUUUGCCAGUCUUUUGUUUAGAUCACUAAUUACAGGCUUCCAACACACACCCUUGAUUACGACUAGAUAUUUCAGUCUUCUCUUACACUACUCUUCUCCUCUUAGACCUAUGCAUUUUCCUCUCUGACAAAAAUCUGGGGAACAUUUCAUUCAGUCACAUCUCCUAAUCAUCAGUGCUGAUUCCCUCUUUUUCGCUCUCUCUCUCUCUCAUGUCAUCCCUGCUGAGCAGCGGCGAAGUGUCUUUACCUGUCAGAUCAGGUCCAGAUGGGUCAUAAGGGGUCGGAUGCCUAGCUUCUCAGCACGGCUCUCCGUAUGGUGACAGAGGGAGGUCAUUGGGACUGGGAGGGACAAGGGCAGAAUAGGUGAAGGGUAAAGGAGGAAUGUUUGGGCUUCUCUAUCCUUUUUUCCCUUUAUGUGCUAUUAUACUACCCUUACAUCACUUGUUUGUUCUUCAUGCUGGAAAACUACUACAGUAUGAUGUCGAUACUAGUUGUACAGUAGGAUGUCGAUGCUAGUUGUACAGUAGGAUGUCAAUAUUUUUGUGAAGUCCACUGUUUGUGUUCCCUUCAGCUAACAUGUUAUCUGAUCUCAGGGCUUCUUGAUCACGUGACUGUACUGAUUGGCAUUGCAUAUGGAGGGAAGGCCAUUGCUGGGGUCAUCAACCAGCCCUUCUUCAAUUACCAGGUACCAACAAAUUAUUGACGACAAAUUCUUUUUCUGCCUUAUACCCUUUUACCUAUCAGGGCAUGUUCAGUAGGGAGAAAACAUUUUAGAAAUAGGGAAGUGUUACCAGAUUUCCAAUAAAAACAGAUUUUUCAGUUUCAAAACGUUUUGCUACAGUGUGCCCUAUUGAACACGACCUUGGUCCGUGAGUGUGUAAUGUCCUGUGUUUUGUAUCCACAGCUGGGGACGGAGACAGCAGAAAUGGGGAGAACUCUGUGGGGAAUGCCGGGACUGGGCGCCUUUGGGUUCGAGCUACAGGAGGUCCCGGAUGGCCGACGCAUAGUCACCACCACCCGUUCCCACAGCAACAAACUCGUCACAGACACCGUGGAUGCCAUGGAACCUCAUGAUGUGAUAAGAGUUGGCGGAGCAGGAAAUAAGGUGAAAUAUACAGGGAUGAGAAGGUAUGGGGGUGCAAAGGUAUCAACAUAACUAUAAAAUGUAUUAUUUCUCUGUUGAACCCUUUCUUUGUGUAGAUUGUUCAGCUUGUGGAGGGGAAGGCCUCAGCCUAUGUCUUUGCCAGUCUAGGAACUAAAAAGUGGGACACAUGUGCCCCUGAAGCCAUCCUGCAUGCAGUAGGAGGUACGCAACAUCCUUCCUCUCGAUCUUACUGAAAGUACCUCUAAUUAUGAGUAAUGACAGUAAUAAUAUUGCCUGCUAUGUGUUUGUUUCUGUUUGUCCCUCUGCAGGUAAGCUGACAGACAUGCAUGGCAGUGCGUUGCGUUACGAUGCUAACGUGAAGCACAUGAACUCUGCCGGGGUGCUGGCCACUCUACGCAACCACCAGUACUACGCCAGCAAAGUGCCCCAGUCAGUCCUGCAGGCCCUCAAACCCUGAUUUUUACAUUUUAGUCAUUUAGCAGACGCUCUUAUCCAGAGCGACUUACAGUUAGUGAGUGCAUCAAUUUUUUUUCAUACUGGUCCACGUGGGAAUCGAACCCACAAGCCUGACGUUGCAAACACCAUGCUCUACCAACUGAGCUACACGGGACUGAUUGAUACAUAUAGUUUACAACUCUGUUAUUGUCCAAAAACACUGUCAAGUGAUUACCAUACAUUUUCUAUCAUCUUUAGUGAUGUAUGGAAUUUCUGUUUUAAUUUCUAAUUACUUGUAUAAAAUGUAAUUGAUAAUGUAAUCUGUAAUACCCAAAAGUAAUUAUUUAUCAUGAGGGUCAUAAACAAUAACUAGUAAUGCUGCAUACUCCAAGAAAGGUUAAAAUCUCACCUUUCUGGUAAAAGUAGUUAUACAUUUUUGAGGUCUAGUCACUUUUGAGGACACAAGCUCAAGUACACACAGAGUACAAAUAUAAAAAUGAAAUAUUUUGUAUUUCCUAUUCAGCAAAACUGUAUGAAUAAGGCUUGCAAUGACAUAUGGUUUCUAAAUAUAGUAUAAUCAAAUUAUAAAAUGAACUAUAAGAUUUCACCUUAACUGUCAAAUACAUAUUUGUAUGUUUAGUGUUAGAAAAUGUGCAUAUUUUCUAAAGGUCUCUUGAUUAAAGCGUCUGACCUGAUCGCUGUGAACGUCUCAGAGCUCUAGCUUGGCUUCUUGAACGCAUUAGGAGCACACCUUUCAUCUCAUAUUAAAAUUGUCCGUCUAUGACAGUGUUUUGUGUUUAACAUCAAUUAUUUUAAUGGCUGUAAAUCGAUCUCUAAGUGUGCUAUAGUGAUGAAACCACUCUCUCCAGCUGCGCUACUCUCUAAGGAUUGCAGGCAUGUGCUUUGUCAGUGGCUGUGAUGUAGGGUUCAGGCAGGAGUUGGACAGUCGGAAGAGGGAAUGAAAUGGUAGGAGGGACAUCCCAGCUUCAAGUGGUUUCAGAUUUCACAUACUAUGUGAAACAGGCUCAGAAAAUAUACUACUGUGUCCUUGGGAACCGGGGCUAUCGCUCAAUGCAAGCCAUUUCGAUCUACGGUGUCCACAGAUAAAAUCAUAAGCGAAAAUGUCAGUCAGAACCGGUACCAGAACCACGCAGGUCCCCUAAACAGGGGACAUUACAUCUAAGAGAUAACAUAACGUGUUCCACAUCAGUGUAAAAAAAGUAAUAUACACUGCUCAACACAAUGUAACUCCAAGUCAAUCUCACUUCUGUGAAAUCAAACUGUCCACUUAGGAAGCAACACUGAUUGACAAUACAUUUCACAUGCUGUUGUGCAAAUGGAAUAGACAACAGGUUGAAAUUAUAGGCAAUUAGCAAGACACCCCCAAUAAAGGAGUGGUUCUGCAGGUGGUGACCACAGACCACUUCUCAGUUCCUAUGCUUCCUGGCUGAUGUUUUGGUCACUUUUGAAUGCUGGCGGUGCUUUCACUUUAGUGGUAGCAUGAGACGGAGUCUACAACCCACACAAGAGGCUCAGGUAGUGCAGCUCAUCCAGGAUGGCACAUCAAUGCGAUCUGUGGCAAGAAGGUUUGCUGUGUCUGUCAGCGUAGUGUCCAGAGCAUGGAGGCGCUACCAGGAGACAGGCCAGUACAUCAGGAGACGUGGAGGAGGCCGUAGGAGGGCAACAACCCAGCAACAGGACCGCUACCUCCGCCUUUGUGCAAGGAGGAGUAGGAGGAGCACUGCCAGAGCCCUGCAAAAUGACCUCCAGCAGGCCACAAAUGUGCAUGUGUCUGCUCAAAUGGUCAGAAACAGACUCCAUGAGGGUGGUAUGAGGGCCCAACGUCCACAGGUGGGGGUUGUGCUUACAGCCCAACACCGUGCAGGACGUUUGCCAUUUGCCAGAGAACACCAAGAUUGGCAAAUUCGCCACUGGCGCCCUGUGCUCUUCACAGAUGAAAGCAGGUUCACACUGAGCACAUGUGACAGACGUGACAGAGUCUGGAGACGCCGUGGAGAACAUCCUCCAGCAUAACCGGUUUGGCGGUGGGUCAGUCAUGGUGUGGGGUGGCAUUUCUUUGGGGGGCCGCACAGCCCUCCAUUUGCUCUCCAGAGGUACCCUGACUGCCAUUAGGUACCGAGAUGAGAUCCUCAGACCCCUUGUGAGACCAUAUGCUGGUGCGGUUGGCCCUGGGUUCCUCCUAAUGCAAGACAAUGCUAGACCUCAUGUGGCUGGAGUGUGUCAGCAGUUCCUGCAAGAGGAAGGCAUUGAUGCUAUGGACUGGCCCGCCCGUUCCCCAGACCUGAAUCCAAUUGAGCACAUCUGGGACAUCAUGUCUCGCUUCAUCCACCAACGCCACGUUGCACCACAGACUGUUCAGGAGUUGGCGGAUGCUUUAGUCCAGGUCUGGGAGGAGAUCCCUCAGGAGACCAUCCGCCACCUCAUCAGGAGCAUGCCCAGGCGUUGUAGGGAGGUCAUACAGGCACAUGGAGGCCACACACACUACUGAGCCUCAUUUUGACUUGUUUUAAGGACAUUACAUCAAAGUUGGAUCAGCCUGUAGUGUGGUUUUCCACUUUCAUUUUGAGUGUGACUCCAAAUCCAGACCUCCAUGGGUUGAUAUAUUUGAUUUCCAUUGAUAAUUUUUGUGUGAUUUUGUUGUCAGCACAUUCAACUAUGUAAAGAAAAAAGUAUUUAAUAAGAUUAUUUCAUUCAUUCAGAUCUAGGAUGUGUUAUUUUAGUGUUCCCUUUAUUUUUUUGAGCAGUGUAUAUACAUUUGUUUACUGUAUAGAUACUUGUGGGCUAGGAAAACCAGGCCGUGUAUGACACUUCUGGUAUAAAGAAUCACAUUUGUACAAAACAAUUCUAACAGCCCAGACUGAUUAGUUAACCAAAAGGUAUGGCAUAAUCAUGUAACCGACAUAUAGUAGGCCAAGGGUGCCUUAAAACCAAAACAUAAACGCAUGUCCAAAUGAUUUGGUAAAACCGCUGUUCUACAUUUUCAAAUGGUUGACGGAUGUCAUUACUGUAAUGGCAGACAGCAGAACACAACACUAGGCCCUCCAACGCACUGCUCCCAAUAAAAACCAUUGAGUUGCUGCGUUGUGGGUUUGAAGGCAGCCCAAAGAA